AUUUAUCAAAAAGUCCCUCAAAUACAAUUUUAUAAUAGGCCUUAUAAAAUAACGAAAGAUGUAUAAAUACUAAAGUGUUUGCCCGUUUUAGGCCUUUUAAUAAAAUGGAAAUUGAAUUAAGUAAAAAUUCUUUAGGUUAGGAUUGUUGUUUACAUCCAGAUAAUAAGACAGUUGUUUUAUUACCUGAUUAAACUGUAUUUACUAUGGAUUUUGUAUUUGAUUAUAACACUACAUAACAUAAAGUAUAUGAACAUGUAGGAAAAGAAACAAUUAAUGAUAUAAUGAAUGGUUAUAAUGGGACUAUCUUUGCUUACGGAUAAACUGGAUCAGGAAAACAUAUAGUAUGUUUGGAGAUAUUUACAAUAAAACCUUAAAAGGAAUAAUUCCAAGAUCUAUUGAACAUAUAUUUAAAACUAUUAAUACGUGUUAAUUUGAUAUCGAAUUUAUAUUAACAUGUUCUAUGCUUGAAAUUUAUAAGGAAACAUUAUAUGAUUUAUUAUCGGUUUAAAAAUAGGAUUUAAAAAUUAAAGAAUCAACAACUCGAGGCAUUUAUGUUGAAGGAUUAACUUAAUUAUCAGUAGGAGCAUAAAAUGAACUUUUAACAAUAUUAGAAUUAGGCGAAUAAGCCAGAAAAGUUUCAGCUACUCGAAUAAAUUAAUACAGUUCACGUUCCCAUACAAUAUUUAUGUUAGAAAUAAAGCAAAGAUAUCCCAAUGACACUGAAAAAAAAGGAAAACUAAACCUUGUGGACUUAGCUGGAAGUGAAAAAGUUGGAAAAACAGGUGCUGUUGGUGACAUAUUAGAAGAAGCUAAAAAAAUUAACUUAUCUUUAAGUUGUUUAGGUAAUGUGAUUCAUUCACUUACAUCAAAUAGUGAUCAUAUUCCAUACAGAGAUUCAAAAUUAACUAGAAUACUAUAAGAGAGUUUAGGAGGAAAUUUCAAAACUUCACUUAUUGUAACAUGUUCAAGCCAUUCAAGUAGUUUAGAGGAAACUUUGUCCACCUUAAAGUUUGCUACUAGAGCUAAAUUUAUAAAAAAUCAUUUUAAAAUGAAUAUAAAGAAUUCACCUGAUGCAUUUAAAAAUUAGAAUAAUGUGCUGAUGAAAUUUGUAAUUACAAGAGUUAAUUUUAAGAUAUGGAGACUACAAUUGAAAAAUAAUAAAUUUAUAUUCGAUAAGCUAAAAAAACACAUGAAAUACUAAGACAAAGAAUCGAUAAAGCAGAGGAAGAAUAAAUGA
This is a messenger RNA of Ichthyophthirius multifiliis, 1237 nucleotides long. RefSeq names its product kinesin motor domain protein. The record is from RefSeq and is a predicted model, not a curated record. NCBI's taxonomy places the organism in Eukaryota, Ciliophora, Oligohymenophorea, Hymenostomatida. Gene Ontology annotation, biological process: microtubule-based movement. Gene Ontology annotation, molecular function: microtubule motor activity; microtubule binding; ATP binding. The transcript has 5 exons.